Polypterus senegalus (gray bichir) is the source of this 1621-nucleotide messenger RNA. It is a transcript of the gene use1, whose product is annotated as unconventional SNARE in the ER 1 homolog (S. cerevisiae). Gene Ontology annotation, molecular function: SNAP receptor activity. NCBI's taxonomy places the organism in Eukaryota, Metazoa, Chordata, Cladistia, Polypteriformes, Polypteridae. The transcript has 8 exons. Bases 34 to 876 code for a protein of 280 amino acids. Gene Ontology annotation, biological process: retrograde vesicle-mediated transport, Golgi to endoplasmic reticulum. The record is from RefSeq and is a predicted model, not a curated record. Gene Ontology annotation, cellular component: endoplasmic reticulum; SNARE complex.
CUUGUAGACUCCGCCUUUUCCUGUUUGUGCGUCAUGGCGUCCUCACGGCUAGAAAUUAACUUUGUGAGGCUUAUGUCCCGUUGUGAGUCGAUAGCGUCUGAAAAGCGUUCUGAGACGGAGUGGAGGCUAGAAAAGUAUGUUGCUGCCCUUGAAGAAAUGCUCCUGGCUUUGAAGAAAAGCUCCAGGUGUGACCACAGCUGCUCUGAUGUACUUGUUGGCGUUCCUUUUUGUGUUCUACAGAGGAUGAAUUACAAACCUGCCCCUGAGGUCCUGACUGAUUACACAAGGAAGGUGGAUUUUCUCAAAGGCCUUCUGGAGGCUGAAAAACUGGUUUCUCCAACAGAGAAGGCACUUGCUAACCAGUUUCUAGCACCAGGGAGAAACCCAACUAUGGCAAGUGAGAAGACUCUUACAAGCAAGACUGUGCACCUACAGACCAAGGCAAGAUGUACAGGAGAGAUGAGGAAUGAACUUCUUGGAAUGGCAACAUCUGCAGCUGAUAUUAAAGAAACUGACUUGAGGAACAGAAGGGGAGUUGUGCUUGAUGAGAAGCAGUCAACAGCCGACUUGGACAUGGUCCUAAAGCAACAUCAAAAUACACAGGAGAAGCUGGCCGAGGAGAUGGUCAGUUUGGCCCGUAAUCUCAAAAACAACUCUUUGGCCACACAAAAUGUCAUCAAACAGGACAAUCAGACGCUGAAGCACUCCAUUCAUCUUGCAGACCUGAACUUUGAGAAACUAAAAGCUGAAUCAGAGCGGCUAGAGCAGCACACAAAAAAAUCUGUCAACUGGGUCUUAUGGGUGAUGCUGAUUAUAGUUUGCUUCAUCUUUAUCAGUAUGAUUCUAUUCAUACGGAUAUUUCCGAAGUUAAGGUGAUGCUGGGAUUGGCAAGUAAACAAACCUUCAGAAAGUUAACACUGUCAUGAAUGACUUCUGAUCUUUGGAGCUGCUUGACGUUUCUCUAUAGAUGCUUUUUCUUCUGUGGAUAUGUAACUAUUCUCCCAUAGGUAAACCUGUUGCAAAAAUAAUUUGUAAUUGUUUUGCUGGGAAAUUAUCUUUGACAAGAGAAGGAAGACUGAUUGACAAUACUGUCCCCUCAUGUCCUCUUGCUGUGCCCCAGGGUAAAAUUGUAAUAAUAAUUCAAGAAUAGAACCCUGCAGCAAAUACAGUACCCCCUUUAUUCUGAGUUCACCUUCUUUCUGUCCUGUCCGGCCUUUUUUGGUUUUUCUAAGAAAGGAUGGGUUUUUGAGAGUGUGCAGGACAGGACCAGUCUGUAUUGGCCAUAUUCUCUCAAGGCUGUUGUCUUGACACACUGUCUCAGUUGUUCUGCCAUACCACACUAAUUGAUAAGACCCCUUGUUUACAAAUAUUUUUGCUGGCGCUUUUUUUUUUUUCUUUUCUUUUUAAAAAACAGCAGCAUGGCAACUCAGAGAGACUGCCUUUUAUGAUAAUGCAUCCUUCUACCAAGGACAAGUGAAAGAAGAUGAUGUGUGGAGUUGUGUGACUCAAUUUCUUUUGUAUUUAAAUGGCUGCAAGCAGCGCAGCCUAGCAUUGCACCCUCAUUUGAUCACCUCUGUCAGUUUGAUUUCAAAUAGACAGUUGCCUUCUGUACUGGUUUUUA